AAUGAUGUGGCUGUAAAGUUCACCUGGGAGGAAUGGCAGCUCCUGAACCCUGCUCAGAAGAUGCUAUAUCAGGAUGUGAUGUUGGAGAACUAUUGCAACCUGGUUUCCAUUGAGAUCCCAAAAGUUGAUGAUCAUUUGCUCGUUCAGUCGCAACAUGAAAGGAACAAUGACAGAACCGAACAGUUCUAUAAAUUUAAUACAUUGGAAAAUAUUCUUCAUCAGCACAAAAACAAUUUUCCUCUAAAGGAAAAUUAUGAGAUAUCUGGCAUACAUGAAAAAAUAGUAAAACCAGAUUUAAUCAUUCCAGUAUUAAAUCAAAAGAGUAGCAGCGAAAUAAAGAAGUCAGUUAUGCUCAAUGGAGAUGAAAAAACUUUUUUGAAUGUUGAAGAAGACCAAAUUUGUACUGAAGUAAAAUUCUGUGUGUUUGAAAAAUGCAGUAGCAUGAAGUCACAGCAUCAGGAAUCUGACAAAUUUGAUAAACCAGGCAUAGGUACUAAAUGUGGGAAAAACUUCAUCAAGGAGUGGUUCCUUUGUGAGGAUAUACUAGAUAAGACCUAUGAAUGCAGUCAGUAUGGGCAGGAAUUUGACAAAGUAUUCAGACUCACUGCACAUUGUCGAACAGCUCAUAAAGGACAAAACCCAUAUACAUGCUUGGAAUGUGGCAAAGCUUAUCACAGUAAACCAUACCUCCAGGAACAUCAGAAAACUCACGUGCCAGAGAAGCUCUUUGUAUGCAGUGAAUGUGGGAAAGGCUUCAACAGGAACAGUAAUCUCCGUGCUCAUCUGCGAAUUCAUACUGGAGAAAAACCAUAUGUAUGCGGUGAGUGUGGUAAAGCUUUUAGAAGAAAGCAAUGCCUUACAGCACAUCAGACAUUUCACACAGGAAAGAAACCCCAUGUAUGUGGUGAAUGUGGAAAAGGCUUUAGCAGGAAGAAGAACCUCACUGAUCAUCAGCGCAUUCAUACUGGGGAGAAACCCCAUGUAUGUGGUAAAUGUGGAAAAGCCUUUACCAUGAAGAAUGUUCUCACUGUUCAUCAGCGAACUCAUACCGGCGAGAAACCCUAUGUAUGUGGUGAAUGUGGUAAAGCCUGUAUCACGAAGGAUGCUCUCACUGUUCAUCAGAGAACUCAUACUGGUGAGAAACCCCAUGUAUGUGGUGAAUGUGGCACACUCAUACUGGAAAGAAACCCCAUGUAUGUGGUGACUGUGGAAAAGCCUUUACCUGGAAGUAUACUCUCACUGUUCAUCGGCGAACUCACACUGGAGAGAAACCCCACGUAUGCGGUCAAUGUGGAAAAGCUUUUAUCAGGAAGGAUGUUCUCACUGCUCAUCAGCAAAGUCAUACUGGAGAGAAACGUUAUGUAUGCGGUGAGUGUGGUAAAGCCUUAA
This is a messenger RNA of Echinops telfairi (small Madagascar hedgehog), 1389 nucleotides long. Its product is annotated as zinc finger protein 613-like. Gene Ontology annotation, biological process: regulation of transcription by RNA polymerase II. NCBI's taxonomy places the organism in Eukaryota, Metazoa, Chordata, Mammalia, Afrosoricida, Tenrecidae. Gene Ontology annotation, molecular function: RNA polymerase II cis-regulatory region sequence-specific DNA binding; DNA-binding transcription factor activity, RNA polymerase II-specific. The transcript is spliced from 3 exons. Bases 61 to 1389 code for a protein of 442 amino acids. The record is from RefSeq and is a predicted model, not a curated record. Gene Ontology annotation, cellular component: transcription regulator complex; PcG protein complex.